AUGUGGAAUGUUCAUUCAAGAUUUUUGGCACGAACAGUUUGGGUUCGUAACGGUGAAGUAGAUUUAGCUUAUCGAGCUUUAAAUCGAGUUUUAAAUAAUGAAGAUGUAUUUAAAACAGCUCGUUUAUGGGAACGAUACGAAAAACCAUUUCGAAAACGUGGUCGACUUUGUUAUGAAAAAGCACAUGAAAUUUAUAAUAAUGAAAUGGAACGAAAAAUUAAUGUUGUUCUUCUGGCUUUUCUGGCUUCCAUUGGCCUUACAUUACUCAUCUUAGGUUGUACUUUCGCUCAAUAUAAUUGGUGGCCAACAUUUGUAAUUAUAUUUUACGUUCUUGCUCCAAUUUCAAUAGCCAUUGGACGUCGCUGUACAUCCGAUGGUGGCUAUACUUUACGAGAUUCAAGUCCAUGUGCAGAUUUAAUGUGGUUUAUAACAAGUGUUAUUGUUGUUUCGGCAUUUGGUUUACCAGCGGUUAUGUAUCAUGCAACUGUUAUUCAAGUUGGUUCAAUGGCUUUUAUAAUGUCAGCUAAUCUGGUUAUAUUUACAACGAUUACAAUUUAUUUCAUGACAUUUGGAUCUGAUGAUAGUUUACCUAGUUUUUAA
Rotaria sp. Silwood2 is the source of this 600-nucleotide messenger RNA. Lineage: Eukaryota; Metazoa; Rotifera; Eurotatoria; Philodinida; Philodinidae. The record is from the annotation of a GenBank genome assembly.